This is a messenger RNA of Cololabis saira (Pacific saury), 3260 nucleotides long. Its product is annotated as matrix remodeling-associated protein 8-like. The coding region runs from base 104 to 1417 and encodes 437 amino acids. NCBI's taxonomy places the organism in Eukaryota, Metazoa, Chordata, Actinopteri, Beloniformes, Belonidae. Gene Ontology annotation, biological process: cell adhesion; establishment of glial blood-brain barrier. The transcript is spliced from 12 exons. The record is from RefSeq and is a predicted model, not a curated record. Gene Ontology annotation, cellular component: cell surface; membrane.
UCUGGUUCUGCUCGGUGAGGUCGCUCGAUGCGUCUGCGUGAAAUGCAACUGAAACAAUUACUGCUGUUGUUGUGAAAAGUGUAACAAGAAAAGCAUCGGUGCGAUGAGGGACGACCGCAGGCUUCAAGCUUUCCUCUGGAUCCACGUCUCUGUGGCCUGCUUCUUUGCUGCAGUGUCCUGUCAGUCUGACAGCAGCAGUGUGGUGUUGGCUGCUUACAAUGUUAGUGCCCCAGCCGGGUCAAAGAUGGUGCUGCAGUGUGUGAGCAGCCGCAUGGUGUGGACCAGGGACAAGGUGAGGGACAGACAGAGGGUGCUCCACUGGGACAUGUAUCGGGACUAUCCAGCCUAUGCCAUGGAGAGAGUGGUGGACAUGUUCUCAUCAGGAGAGCAGAGGAUCUACACAUCCUACAACCUGGGCAGAGUUGGUGUCACUCCAACAGCCUUCAAGGAUGGAAACUUCUCGCUUGUCAUCAAAGAUGUGACGAUGAGUGACAGGGGUCUGUACUCCUGUAACCUCCACCAUCUCUACUGCCACCUGUACGACACAGUCAGAGUGCAACUCAAUGUGACUAAAUCCCGCCGUAAAGAGCAGCGCUUCUGGGAUGGACAGAAGGCCGUGUUCGUGGUGCUGGUGGGGAGCACUGUGGUGCUGCCGUGCAUCAAAAGACAGAGCGUCUGGACGGACUGGAGCGUUGAGGAGGAGGACCAGCAGGUGGUCCACUGGGACCACCAGUACCCAGGAGUCACCCGUGACCGUGCUGAUCGACUGGUGGAUAUGUACGCCUCGGGGGAGCAGCGUAGCUACGGACCUCUGUUCCUCCGGAGGAAGAUGAACAUCAGCAGCCAUGCCUUUUCAGAGGGAGACUUCUCACUAAUCAUAUCUGAUAUCCAGCCCACAGACCGGGGGAUGUAUUCCUGUCACCUCCACCAUCAUUACUGUGGCCUGCAUGAGAGAAGGGAGUUUCAGGUCUCAGUCGACCCACCGCUGAUUGAGACCACCAAGCCCGUCAAAGCACUUCCCACCCAAGAGAAAGAGGCCACUAAAGCUGAGUCACCGCGAGUCGUCGCUGUCAUGUUGCCAGACCAAACGCUUCACUUUCUUCUGCUACUGGGCUACGUCCUCAUCUCCUUCCUGCUCCUGGCAUUCCUCAUCUUCAUCGCAAUCACCCUCGUCACUCGGCGACGAAGAGCCAAAGAGUUUCAUCCUCAGGCUUCCAUGAGGUCCAACAGAAGUCGCAGCAGCUCAGAUGAGUUUGAGAUGGACGUCACUGAGGUGAACGUCACUGAGGUGAACGCGUGCAGCUGGGAGGAGAGAGAAUUUGACUACAAGAACAACCUGCUAAAAGAAAAGGCCCACAUGAGUACUCAGCCAAAAGUCAUCGAUCUUGACAAAGAGAUGCAGAAGUUUUCCAAGUGAGGAAAUGAGACAGAAGUGAAAUCUGAGUCACUGGCUGGUCCAGGGAUUGUGCUCCAAACGAAAUGCCAAAUGCCUUCUGUCCACUGGAGAGACACUGCAGUAGGAGAACCAGUGCUGCCAUGAAGAAAAAAAAAAAAAAAAAAAAGCUUUGUUAUGAAAUACUGCAGAACGGGCUGUGCUGCCAUACUGUCAGUGUUAGACUUUGUUUUCAUUAAUAGUACUUGAUGAAAUCAAAGGUCCCACUUGGGGACUACUGAACACGGUGUGAGCCGAGCCUUGACAGCUUUUAGAAGAAGAAACGCAUACUAGGAGUUCACUCAACUUUGGUUCAGUAAAAAUCAAUUAUCUGCUAUUACAGCUUGAAUUGUAGCCUGUUUUUUCUGCGCAACAUCAUCACAGUGUGUUCACAACUAGGGGACAGAAAACAGAAGCUCAUCCCAGCUUGUGAGGCAAAGUCAAGCUCUCCCGUGGCAACAAGGUUAACAGCCACGGAAAAGAUGGAUGGAAAUUGAUCAAUAUUUUAGCGGAUUCACGCUACUUUUCCAAAAGCAGAAUAAAAAUGGCCAAUUCAGGCCAGUGGAAGCACAGACUGGGUUCCAGCGGGUCCCAAGGGCAGCAAUGUCUCCAUGGUGCCGUCUACAUGCUUGAAAAUACAAAACUCUGAACUCAGGUUUAAGGGCUUUUCAGAUAUCUUCUUCAUGGAACUAUAUAAGAUUUGUUUGAAGGCAAAUUUUCUUUUGUAGAAAUACUUACAUAUUCAGUGACAAAUAUAAAUGUAAAUCAUGCCAUGCAAUUUUCUAAUUUGGAAACGAGCUGCUGAUAACACACAAUCAACAUCCAAAACUGAAAUAUUGUCCACUUACAUUUUAUACAUGUUAACUUUGAAAUUCUGAACUAGGAAAUAACACCUGUGGUGGAGUUACUUUUGUAUUGAGUCAACAAGAAUCUACAAACAAUGAAAAUGUAGUUUAUUUCCGUCCCAUGACUGUUAACGUUGUUUCAGCCACCUGGAAGCUCACACGUCCAGGAAUGCUAUCUAUACUUUUGUUGUUGGGUUUUGUUUUUUUCACUUUCUUCCCACUCCAGUAGUCCAUCCUGGCUGGACUGAAGCUCCUCUGAAUUGUUAUGCUUGCCGUGUAAUCCUUCCUGUAGGUUUCGACUAACCAUAUGCUGCCUGGACACCAGAACUAACUUCUUUUUUUCUUUUAAUUUUGACUCUAUUUAUGUGCACAAGUCUUAUAAUUCAAGGUUGGUUGGUUUUUGUUGAAACAACCUUUUAAGUCUUUUAAUGUCUUGUCAAAUUUCUGAAGUUGUGAGAGGAAUUAAUGAAUGUUAAUACAGUACCGGUAAGUCUCGAGUACUGAAGCAAAGUUCUGCAGCGUUGUGCUUUAUGUGUCAUUUGGGUUUCCUGUUAAAUCUUCCUACCCUGGUUCUGUUGUCAUUCUUACGUUAUUAGCUGUAUUUCAAUUGUACAGGGUGUAUUUUUUCAUGUUUUUGCCUCAGUCCAUAUUUUACCCUGGUCAUGAGUGCCCCCUAGUGUGGGAGCAAAUGCUUAGUUUUUAUUUCAUUCUUCAUUCUCAAGACAACAAAACUUUCAACUAAUUGAUAAAUAUAGGAGAGUCCUUAAAAAAGUUACAUCUGUUGCAGUGUUUGCUUCUUUCAUUAAUAUUGCCAUAGUAUUGUUGUUAUUAUUAUUAUUAAUAAUAAUAAUAAUAUUCUGGAUUUAAUAUUACAUAUUUUGGUGCAGCACUGUAUAGCCAAUACAGCUGACUUGUAAAAGUAUUAAGAAUUAAUGUUGUCUUCAUCACUAUUUUGUUGUGUUGCCUAUAAAAUUUAAAUGGAA